Molecule: messenger RNA, 7679 nt
Organism: Ostrea edulis (European flat oyster)
Lineage: Eukaryota; Metazoa; Mollusca; Bivalvia; Ostreida; Ostreidae
Product: cholesterol transporter ABCA5-like
Exons: 32
Coding region: 240-5492 (1750 amino acids)
Biological process (GO): transmembrane transport; lipid transport
Cellular component (GO): membrane; intracellular membrane-bounded organelle
Molecular function (GO): ATP binding; ABC-type transporter activity; lipid carrier activity
Source: RefSeq, a predicted model, not a curated record
AAUUUUGAAAUCUGCAUCAGGAUUUUCCAUGACUGUUUUCAAUAUGAUGCAAAUCAUAUGUUGAUAACUAAUGAUUAAUUAUGUUAUUCAUGUGAAAAUGAGGUAGAAAAAAUUGAUACUAGAAGUAUAAAUUCAGUGCUAAGGUAAAAGGUAUGUUAUUAAAUCCGGUGUAGUAGAGCCACAUGUCAGACUGUCUGAAUAGUUCGAUGAAGGAUUAGAUAUAGUGUUAUACCAGAAAAAUGCCGGGGAUAAGACAUAUUGGUGGAAAAUGUGAUUUAGAGAGACAGUGUAUUUUGGAAAAAGAAAAAGAUCAGAAAACGAUGGCUACCUUUUUCCAGCAGUAUAAGACCCUUAUGUACAAAAAUUUUCUGUACAAGAAGCGGAACAAAGGCCAACUCCUUCAGGAAAUCUUAUACCCCAUUUAUUUUGUUGGAAUCUUGGCCAUGACAAAGGCUUUCCUUCCCCUGGAUCCAAAACCAGCCAUUACCAGCUUUCCUCUGUUGCAUCCUGGGAAUUUUACAAUUAAACACACAGAGAGGUUUUUGGUUAGUCCAGACACCAGCUUUACACGUACUAUCGCCGCAGAUGCUGCUGGCAUUUUCCAGCAAAUGCUUGGGCUCAAUGCAACUCCUGCUCUAGAAUACUACGUGGACAAUGCCUCGAUGGUAGCAGCUUCCCAGCAGAAUUAUUCAGGGUAUGCAGGACUGCAGUUCAUGUAUGAUGGCAACAACUUGUCGUAUGCAAUCAGAAUGCCUUACUCUGCCAUUGGCGAUACAAAGUCUAGCACCAUAUAUAGAACUACGAAUGACCAGUGUAGAGGUGGUUCUGGGCAGGAUUCAAGCUCCUGUGAUGUGCUGAAGUACAUGCAUACAGGCUUUAGCAUGAUCCAGAUGGCCACAGACACAGCCUUAAUGAGGCAUCACUUUGGAAUCACAUCCUUACAGCCUCCCGACCUGUCUUUCCAGCUAAUGCCGAUGGAUAAGUACCAACCGGAUACCACUUACAUACAAAUCAUAUCCUCCAUUUACUUUGUUUUAGCCUAUGCACAAUUCGUCAAUUUCCUCACUGCCAACAUUGUGAAUGAUAAAGAGAAAAAAAUCAAAGAGGGGAUGAAAAUGAUGGGCCUGAGAGACUCUGCAUAUUGGGCUUCGUGGGCGUCCCUGUAUUUCUUACUGAUAACCAUUGUGACAGCGGCAGUGACUCUGAUAGCAUAUCUAGCCGAAUUUUACAAAAACAGCAACAUGUUCCUGUUUUUCAUGAUUUUGGAAUUGUAUGGAAUGUCCCUCAUUACUUUUGCAUGGCUUAUAACACCAUUCUUCCAAAAGGCACAAACAGCAGGGGGACUGGCCAGCAUGGCCUCUAUGGUGACCUCACUGCUUUACCUUGUGGUGAGCAUGACGCGGACAGUGACCAGCACUGGUGAAGUGAGCUACACUAUCCCUCCGGUGGGCAGAGGUUUCCUAUCCCUUCUAUCACCUUGUUGUGUAGCUUUGGCAAUUGACCAGAGUUUAUUCCUGGAUAUCACGGUGGGGAUGGACUUUGAGACGGUUAAAUCUGGAGACUUCCCUCUGUAUGGUUACAUGCUCAUGCUGUUGUUCGAUGCUGUUUUAUAUGCCUUUCUAGCUAUCUACCUGGAUAACAUCGUUCCAGGUAAUUAUGGACCCAGAUUUCCUCCGUAUUACAUCUUCACAAAGUCCUACUGGUUUGGAACAAAGACAGGCAAGUACAACAGUUCAGCAGACGACACAGACUACUUCUUUGGGAAUGACAUCGAGAAUGUAACAGCUGAGAUGAGAGAGAAGCAAGGACUCAGAUUUUAUGACAUAACGAAAGAGUUCAAGUCGAAAGAAAAAGGUGAAGGCAUGGUCAAAGCUGUUGAUGGUUUCUCCCUUGAAGUCUAUGAAGGACAGAUAACUUGUCUAUUGGGUCACAAUGGGGCAGGGAAGACAACUCUGUUGAACAUGUUGAGUGGACUGGUCGCUCCUACAAGUGGCUCUGCUAUUGUACAAGGAUAUGAUGUCUCUAACCCGUCUGAUGUGAUGAGAAUGAGGGCUAUUACUGGAGUGUGUCCGCAACACAACAUCCUGUUUGAAGUUCUGACCUGUGUGGAACAUUUGGCCUUCUAUGCAGGUCUAAAAGGAAUUACUGGAGAAAAGCUGAAAAGAAGGAUUGAUCAAACAAUUAAAGAUGUGGGGCUGGAGGACCAGAAGGACACAUUUGCCAAAGAUCUCAGUGGGGGACAAAUGAGGAAGCUCUCAGUUGCCAUAGCAAUCGUUGGGGACCCCAAGAUUAUUUAUUUGGAUGAGCCCACAGCUGGCAUGGAUCCAUAUUCCAGGCGACACUUGUGGAAUGUCCUAAAGGAGAAAAAGAAGGGCCGAUUGAUUCUCUUGACCACUCAUUUUAUGGACGAGGCAGACAUUUUGGCUGAUAGGAAAGCAUUCAUAAGUAAAGGAAAGCUCAGGUGCUGUGGUUCCUCCUUGUUCUUGAAGAGCAGAUUUGGUAUUGGAUAUCAUCUGAAUAUGGUUGUGGAACCAAAUUGUAAGGAAGGCGAGGUCACAGAGUUUGUGAGGGGUCAUGUGGAGGGGGCAGAGUUUACUCGAGUUCAUGGCAAGGAGCUGUCUUAUACACUUCCCCUUGACAAAGUCAGCCAGUUCUCAGGUCUGUUCAGUGAGUUAGAAAGAUCCACCGGAGUUUCUAGCAAAGCUGAAUCUCUCGGUAUCAAGUCCUAUGGAGUGUCGAUGACAUCACUGGAGGAGGUCUUUAUGAAGCUAGAGGAGGAUGACACGACUGUGAAUCUACAAGAACUGAAAGAAUCUACCUCUAUCAACGACACUGAUAAUGGUCAUUUCAACAAGAACAGAAUUAGCCCCCUUACUGUCACAGACAUCAACAACACCAUGGUUACCAUAGAUACAGAUCUCCUGGACAUGGAAAAACAAACAGAAAAUCUUGCCAUGCGGCAGUUCAAAGCGAUGGUGAAAAUGUGGGCAACGAUCAAUUUUCGCAGCAAAGCAAAUUUGAUCCUUUCCCUCGUGCUUCCAGUCAUUUUUGUUAUAGUUGGUCUGGUUGUAAAUAAAACAGCAAGCGAUACAACCAACAAUAAUACACCGUCAGCCCUGAACCUGGUAGGUUUGGCAGCGUAUGCCAGACUAAAGGUCUCACCACCAACAGUUCCCGAUCUAUUGCUGGGAAAUUCUGAUGGUUCCUCAUCAAGUGUUGAAUGGACAGACCUGGUCAAUAAUUCCUAUUACAUCGACAGUUUCUCCAAUGCCACCGAUCUGUUGAGUGUGGCACCGCACUACGCUGGAAUAGCAGUUAGCAAGCUUCAACAGACUGGGAGUCCUGCUCACUUUGACAGUGCUUUCACCAUCUUCUACAAUUCAACUGCUCCUCACAGCAUUGGCAUGAUUCUAAAUGCCUUGACCAACUCCAUAUUUAGUUUGCAAGCAAACAAGUCAGGUGUGAGUACAUCCGUUAUAUCGACAAUCAAUUUACCAUGGACUGGAGAUGACAGCAAUAACCGAUACAACAAUGGUGCUUUUUCGUCGAUCAUUCUCAUUGGCAUGGCAUUCGUGUCCGUAGCUCCUACAUUUGCCAUAUACAUGGUUCAAGAUAGAGAGACCAAGGUUCGUACACAACUGCGUGUUGCUGGUGUAAGCUUUUGGAUGUAUUGGGGCACACACUUGACAGUUGACCUCAUAAAGUACAGUUUUCCUGGAAUUUUAUGUGUCAUCGUUGUCCUGGCUCUGCAGCUGGACAGUUUGAGCAGUGCUGGAGCAGUAGGAACACUUAUUCUGCUGGUUAUCUUCUACGUUCCUGUGGCAGUGCUGUUUUCAUACUUGGCCUCCUUCAUGUUCUCCAAAUCCGUGACAGCUCAGCAGUUUCUUCUGACGUUAUUCAUAUUUAUUGGAUUGUUACCAUACUCUGCAGUUUCAAUGUUGGACAUGUUUAAUAUUGAGGAUGUUGCCAGAAUUCUACAUAUAGUUUUCUGUUUCAUUGAUCCACCAUACAUCAUAUUUGGAGGACUCUACUACAUUGACAAAAUAUACAGAGUGAAGGUCUUUUAUUUCCAAGGUGAUGUUAGUGAAUCAGAAUAUUUCAAAUUUGAAAACAACAUUUCCUAUAUUUACCUCAUUUGUAUUUUUGAUGUAGUAGCAAUCUUUAUGUUGUUACGAAUGCUGGACAUUAAACAUACCGGUGGUGAUGUCAGAGAGGCAUUUCCCUGUUAUGAAAGAAAAACCACAACCCCUCAUACAAAUUCAGAUGUAAUCGAUAAUGAAGACGAUGAUGUCAAGGCUGAAAGGGAAAGAGUCAAAGCUGUAUUUGAUAGAAAUAAUAUAAAGGGACCAAUGGCAAUUACAGAAAAUCUGAGAAAAGAAUUUACAAAAAACAAAAGCCAACAGAGAUGCUGCAGUCCUGGUCAAAAGGCUGAAAUAAAGACGGCAGUGAGGAAUGUCUCCUUUGCUGUCGAUGAUGGCGAGGUUUUUGGCCUGCUAGGGCCAAAUGGUGCUGGAAAGUCAACAGUACUGAACAUGAUGGUAGCAGAAACUGGACCAACUAGAGGGCGGGUUGUUGUUGGAGGUUAUGAUAUCCAGUCAUGCAUGUCAGAAGCCUUCAAGGCCAUGGGCUACUGUCCACAGCAUGAUGCUCUGGUGGAGCUGAUGACACUGAAAGAACACCUGACUCUGUACGCUACCAUCAGAGGUGUACGGGAGGACAAAGUCAAUGACUUAGCAGACUGGUUCAUAGAACAACUGAAGGUGCAGGAGCAUGCAAAUAAGCGUUCCAAGAAACUGUCGGGGGGAACCAAGCGAAAGUUGAGCUAUGCCAUCAGCAUGCUUGGAAAACCCAGGAUAGUUUUGCUGGAUGAACCUUCUACAGGAAUGGAUCCUGCCUCCAAAAGAUUUCUCUGGGACACUAUCACCAGUAGUUUUCUUAACAAAGACAGGGGAGCUGUUCUGACAACUCACUAUAUGGAAGAAGCAGAUGCCCUCUGCUCACGAGUAGGAAUCAUGGUCAAUGGAAAGCUUGAAUGCCUGGGACCAACCCAACACUUGAAGAACAAAUUUGGAAGUGGCUAUUUACUAGAGGUGAAGCUAAAGGCAGGGAUAGCAAAUGAGUCUGCUGAGUCGGUAGAUCAGAGGAUGGAUGCUUUGGAGGAAUAUGUCUUCUCCAUGUUUCCUAACGCUGUUAUUGUGGAGCGCUUUGGACUUCGAGCUCAGUACAAAGUGCCCAAGGCCGAUGUUCAUUCCCUAGCACAAGUCUUCACAUCUCUUGAAGAAGGCAAGCAAACACAUGACAUGGAGGAAUAUAAUUUCAGUCAAUCUUCUCUGGAGCAGGUGUUUCUUGAGUUUGCUAAGCACCAGCUGGAUGAGAACGCUACAACAGAAGAGCAAGCGACUGAUCCGAAUUUACUUACCCAAUCUCUGCGUCGUCGUACCUUGUCCAAGGAGAAUGGUUCCAGUCCGUCGCACAUAUCUGUUCCCUUGUAACUCUCAGAAUUGUGUGGAAGCAAGUUCGGUGUGAUACAUGUCGGUAUUAUAGACUGUUAAGAAAUGAGCUAGAAACAAAAGUAGUUAUACUUAAUUAUUUAUAAUCAUAUGUAAGAUAUGUGUGUACUUGGAAACCAUUUCAAAUUUGUUAUUUAUUUAUGUUGAAUUAUCCAGUGAUUUAAAUUUUACAAAUGCAGUUAAUCAUUCUUUUUUGUGUAUGUCUUGAAUGUGGGUCAGUGAUUUCGCCAAGAUGCAUUGCUGGCCAGUGAUAUAGCUAUUUGUAAAUCUUUUUUUAUGUUAUAAACACAGUUGAACUUGGAUAUCUUGAAUACCAUAGAUAUGUCGCAAUGAGUUGGAAGUUCCAACUACAUUUUCUUUAUGUAUAUUAACCUCCAUAUCUCAAACUCUGGUAUAUCUCCAAGUUUUUUAUCAGUUCCAUAGAGUUUGAAAUAACAAGGUUGGACUGUAUACAAAUAAUGUGUAGCCCUGGAUUAAAUGAUUAAUAUUGUAAUUUUUAUUGUUUAUUGCCAUUUUUAUUUACAUCCUCGAGUUCUCAGUUUGGUGAUACUUUGUUUGCUUUACAGACUGCCAUGAUUUUGUUGUUGAUUGUUGACUAUCAUUGUAUAUUUAGCCAUGAUGUUGUUGAUUGUAUAUUUAAUUAUUUAUCAAAUGAUGAAACCUUGUAGAUUAGUAAUACAUCGUAGUAGUAUAGAAGAUAAGUAAAUGUUCCAACCUUUUGGGGGAAUUUUUUUUUUUUUAAAGCGCAUAUUUCUAUCAGGAUUUUUUUUUCAUUCUAACAUUUCUGUAUUGACAGAUGUUUCAAAAUAUAAGGUACUGUAGUUUUAGAAAAUUUGGUGUAUGAUCAGCCCGGUCUUUUAGUGUUCUUGAUACUAUGAAAAAAUAUUGGUACGGAUAUUUUAAUAGAAUUCAUAUUCCAUUUAUGAAAUGAAUUGUACACAACAUACUUUACACAAGUUUUUAAGUUUGACAAAUUUUCUUUUUUUGCCAAAAUUAGUGGCUGCUAAACUCUGUAACCAUGCAUUGAUUAUUUGCAAAGUUUAUGCUGUUUCAUGGAAGAAUUGCAUGGGGCCACCAACAUUGAGAUUUUCUCAAAUCUGAGAUUUCUCAGAAGACUGUCAAUACACCAUGAUUUGAUCAUAACUGAUGGUGGUUUUGCAAGGUAAACAUACAGCAAAAGUCUCCAGAAGAAAGAUAUACAGUUGAACUUUGGUAUGUUGAAAACCGAUAUCUGAAUACCAUGUUAAAGUGAUUCGGAAGUCCCAACCACUUAUUAAGUAUUUUCCCCUCGAUAUCUCGAAUCCUUGGAUAUCUCGGAAGUUUUUUCUUUGUCCCAUCAAGUUCAAGAUAACUAGGUUUGACUGUAUGUACCUGGUUUAACAUUAUUAUGCAUUUUUGAAUUAAGGAAAUCUUGUCUUGUUGAAUAUUGUAUCGCACACAUAGUAUACGCAUUAUUUUGGGAUAAAAAGAUCAUCAGACUUUUUCAGUCUUUGUAUUUUCAUAUUAUGAGAGAUAAAGGUCUUGUAUGUCUUAAUUAUCCCCCUCCCCCUCCUCUUUUUAGUGCCAAAUAUAGACACAACAAUACCUCAUUCUGACAAAAAUAGCAUGACUCGAUAAUCCAACCCUCAUUCGGACAAAAAUAGCAUGGACUUCAAAGUCACAGAUAAGUAAGAAUUGUCGGGUUCAUCUUCCAGAUGAUUAAUGGAGUAUAUUCAUGGCCAUAGUGACAUGUCAACCAAUUUUUCAAGAUAUGAUUUUUUGGAAAAUUUUAUAUGGGGGAAAAAUCAUGAAAUAUACAUGUAGUAUUGUUUGUUCGUAAUACAAUGUCAUGUAUUUUGUUAUUAGAUUAGAUAAAAAUCGAUUGGUAAAAGGUUACCUAUUACUGUAGUUGUGUACGACACAUUUACAAUUGAUUUUAUAUGCUAGUUGGUCCGUUGCAUAAUUACGAACACUUGUUCAGCAGUUCAGUAUAAUUGUAUUUCAGAAAUGUUCAAUAUUCCAACAGAUUUUCCCCUUUUAAAUCAUACCUGCAAGUAUUUACUGUAGUAAAUGUGGCAUAUUCCCAGACACUGUAUGCUUUUUAUUGUAUUGUGCCAUAUAGCAUUACAUGUAGUAAUAUAUGUGAACAGAUGUAAGCUUACAAUAAAAGUAUAAUAUAUUUAUUUAUAA